CCAUCUUAGAGCGCGACGGAGAAACCAGCAGAGAUGGCAGACUACAGCAGCGUGGCUCCCCCGUCCUCUAACGCUGGUGGUGGGAUGAACGAUGCUUUCAAAGACGCUCUGCAGCGAGCGAGACAGAUCGCAGCCAAAAUCGGCGGAGAUGGCGUGGCGGCACCUCCGACCAACGAGUUCGGCUACGGAGGCCAGAAAAGGCCCCUGGAGGACGCUGGUGGGUAUUUUCCCAUGCCUAACCUGAAUAUCGAUCAACCAGAGACGAAGAAAGUGGCUACAAACGAUGCCUUUGCAGCAAUGGGAGCUAUGGGUGGCCCCCAAAGAUCAACGUCAGAAGAAUUCAAGGUUCCUGAUGGGAUGGUUGGAUUCAUUAUCGGAAGAGGAGGCGAGCAAAUCUCACGGAUCCAGCAGGAGUCUGGGUGUAAAAUACAAAUUGCCCCUGAUAGUGGUGGGAUGCCAGAUCGGUCUGUCACACUAACAGGGGGUCCAGAUUCAAUCCAGACUGCAAAGAGGUUACUGACAGAAAUAGUUGAGAAGGGACGUCCGGCCCCAGUSUUCCACCACAACGACGGCCCAGGAAUGACGGUUCAGGAACUCAUGGUGCCGGCUUCUAAAGCUGGUCUCGUCAUCGGAAAGGGGGGAGAAACCAUCAAAAGCCUUCAGGAGCGAGCCGGGGUCAAGAUGGUCAUGAUCCAAGACGGACCUCAGAACACAGGCGCAGACAAGCCGCUCCGCAUUUCAGGAGAUCCCUUUAAAGUCCAGCAAGCCAAAGAGAUGGUGCUGGAGCUGAUCAGAGACCAGAGCUUCAGGGAGCAGAGGGGCGAGUACGGUUCACGGGUCGGAGGAGGAGGAGGAGGAGGAGGAGACAGUUUAGACGUUCCAGUUCCACGGUUCGCUGUCGGAAUUGUUAUUGGCAGAAACGGAGAAAUGAUCAAGAAAAUCCAGAACGACACGGGCGUCCGAAUUCAGUUUAAACCAGACGAUGGCACCACGCCCGAAAGGAUAGCACAGAUCAUGGGUCCACCAGACCAGACUCAGCACGCGGCAGAGAUCAUCUCCGACCUGCUGAGGAGCGUUCAGACUGGAGGACCCCCGGGACACGGGGGCGGCAGAGGGCGCGGUCGUGGGCAGGGCAACUGGAACAUGGGUCCUCCAGGCGGCCUGCAGGAGUUCACCUUCACAGUCCCGACCAUGAAGACGGGUCUGAUCAUCGGAAAAGGUGGUGAGACAAUCAAAGGCAUCAGCCAGCAGUCCGGAGCCAGGAUCGAGCUGCAGAGGAACCCUCCACCCAACUCGGACCCCAACUUAAAGAUGUUCACGGUCAGAGGCACCCCUCAGCAGAUCGACUACGCCAGGCAGCUGGUGGAGGAGAAAAUCGGGGGUCCAGUUACUCCAAUUGGUGGCCCACAUGGUCCUCCUGGGCCACAUGGAGGACCAGGCCCACAUGGUCCUCCGGGACCACCAGGUCCUCCUGGGGCCCCAAUGGGACCGUACAACCCUGGACCAUAUAACCAGGGGCCUCCAGGACCACAUGGUCCUCCUGCUCCAUAUCAGCCUCAGGGAUGGGGCAACGGGUAUCCACACUGGCAACAGGGACAACCUGAUCCAAAUAAAGCAGCGGCCGACGCCAACGCUGCAGCGUGGGCGGCCUACUACGCUCAGUACGGCCAGCAGCCGCAGCCCCCGAUGACGCCGACCGGCGGCGCCCCUGGCACGGCUCAGCCCAACGGCCAAGGUGACCCACAGGCUGCAGGUCCGAGUGGACAGACAGAUUACACCAAGGCCUGGGAGGAAUAUUACAAGAAAAUGGGUCAACAGAAUCAGCCACCUCAGGACUACACUAAAGCCUGGGAGGAGUAUUACAAGAAACAAGACUCCGCAGGUCAAGCUGCGCCUCAGGCCGCACCAGCCGCUGCGGCACCGGCCGCCCAGCCCGGAGGCCAGCCGGACUACAGCGCCGCCUGGGCCGAGUACUACCGGCAGCAGGCUGCGUACUACGGCACGGCCAACCCUCAGGCCAUGGGCGGAGCGCCACAAGCCCCUCAGGGCCAGUAAUGUGAAGUGGACAUAAAGUAAAUGCUACAUUGUCGAAACAAAAUCCUUUGUUAAAUGUUUGGAUGCAGACGCCUUGAUGAAGAUCUUAAAUUUCCUUGGUUUGAAAGUGUUUCACAUAGAUGGCAGAUUACCCGGCGAACACGUCCUCUUUGAUUUAUUUCUUCUGUUAUUUCUUUUGUUUUUGUUGUUUGUUUUUUUUUUUCUUGUAAAUGCUAUGUUUUUAGUGAGGUAAUAUACAUAUGGUCAUUCCAGCCCUGUAUCUACAUCAAAUGUGGUUAGAACUCAUGUUUAAUAAUAAACUGUAGACAUUACCAUGUAAAUCAUCUCAGUUUUAAAAAUGAUAUUGCCUGUUGUGUUUUUGCAAUAAAACAAACUGAAACCUCC
Molecule: messenger RNA, 2439 nt
Organism: Austrofundulus limnaeus
Lineage: Eukaryota; Metazoa; Chordata; Actinopteri; Cyprinodontiformes; Rivulidae
Gene: fubp1
Product: far upstream element (FUSE) binding protein 1
Exons: 20
Coding region: 34-2055 (673 amino acids)
Biological process (GO): regulation of DNA-templated transcription
Molecular function (GO): RNA binding
Source: RefSeq, a predicted model, not a curated record